UUCAGUCGCUUCAUGUUCAACAACACGGUCACCGAGCAGUGGGAAUACGUUCGGUACAAUCCCCCUUCGACAGCAAUAAAAUCCCUGAAUCCUCUGAACGUGUAGCUUGACAGCAACAUAACUGCCGGCUAUGCCGUCGACAGUCCCACCGUAACAGAUCAAUACAUGCCCUACUACGACAUCUACGAUGCGAAUAUUCGCUGUGGGCGGGGAGCAGCGACAUCUGGGCCGGGAACGAAGACGGCGACCGCGGUCGCUGGAUCGGAGGUGGGCUUUGUGAUUGGGAGAAGCGCUGAUGAGCCUCUUGAACCAUACGUGAUAUACCACAACGGCCCCGGAAUGGUAUACCUCUCCCUUUCAACAACGCCAGACCUCUCACUCUACGAAGGCGACGGCGACUGGUUCAAGAUCGCGUAUCUCGGCCCCAAGAACGAUACAUACUGGUCCACACGCGAUCAGACUGGGAUGAACUUCACCGUCCCCUUCAACACUCCGCCAGGGAGGUAUCUUCUAAGAAUAGAACAUCUGUAUGUACGUCCGGCGUAUAAUACGACGCAGUUUUACGUGGCAUGCGCUCAAGUCGAGGUUGUUGGACAGGGAGGCGGGUCUCCGGGGCCGUUGGUGAGGUUUCCGGGUGCGUACGAAUUAGAAGAUGAAGGGAUUAUGGUGAAAGAAGAGAUGUACGACUGGCCGUUGAGCGGGUUGCUGGGGUAUAAGCCGCCGGGCCCGGAGGUGUGGAAAGGUUAAAGCCAUUGCUGGCGUUUCGCAUUAUGAGACUGUAUCCCAUUACCGCUGAAAUUUUUCCGUGAAUUCUUGUGUCCAUGAUUCAAAAGUCGGCGGUAAAUCGCACAAAGGGUGGCUCACUCAUCAAGUGAGCCUUUCGACAGGUUUGUCUGGCAACUCAUGUACUUCCUCGUUCGUAUACAGCUCCCCUGGUGUAACAGGAAGUUCGGCAUUGUGCUUAUAUUCUGUGUAAGCGGGAAUGCCUGGUUCGACACCGUGGCUUUCGUAGGGUACCGCAUUUCUCCUCGAACGUGACUUUUUUGCCCAAAUGAAG
This is a messenger RNA of Westerdykella ornata, 1057 nucleotides long. RefSeq lists its product as uncharacterized. Bases 166 to 747 code for a protein of 193 amino acids. The record is from RefSeq and is a predicted model, not a curated record. NCBI's taxonomy places the organism in Eukaryota, Fungi, Ascomycota, Dothideomycetes, Pleosporales, Sporormiaceae. The transcript has 2 exons.